CCCGAAUCUUGCUUAAAAAGUGGAAAUAUUGGGUUAAAUUUAUAGACUAUUUUCCUUCUUUCUGUGCCCUAUUGACUUGGUUAGGCGAGCGAUGUAGAAAAUGGACGCUCUCAUGCCGGCGAAAGAAAUAAUCUCGUCUACUGUCCUCCAAUCACCAGGUUCUAUUACAUAGCAGACGGGAGAUAUACGGUUCCAGUUUCCUUUCUUCAAGGGGUUUUGUUCACUAUAUCCCCCAGCAAUUUCCAUCAUGCCAAAAAUUUAAACGCCUAGCAUUGCGCGAUGCCACGGCAGUCCACUGUACCUACAGGGCUGAUAGCCGGGAAUCAUCUUACCACAUUCUUCAUGUCCCUUCUCGUUUCUGUGCAUUCAAGUCUAAUCCGAUGAAUCAUCGUUGGGCUACGGCGGACAGUCCGCUUAGCGUCAUGUGCGCCGCGCCCAGUAGAACAGCCGCGCCAUCCGUGACCCCGACAGGCUUGCUUUCCUGCAUCUAAAGCGAGGAAUCCGAGACAUUGUGUUAAAGUGCGUGGCACACCGUUGAGCUUACGGUAUAAGGCUUCCUCAUGGAGAUGAUCAAUUGCCGAUUCUAUAGUUUACUAUCCAAAUUGCAACCAUGUUUAUGUACGCGUGUUUCAACAAGUCGAGUGCAAACUAUAUCCAACCAAACCUUGAGAAUCCUUCAGUGCUCUCCCACAGCGUUGGCACCCCGCCGUCGGGGUCUCGCUACGGCGACUGGUGGGGCCCGCUCUGCGCCGUCGACCACGGAAUGACCGGAAGAAGCCUUCAGUUUCAGCGCAGAUUCGGACUUUGCCACGUGCCCGGUGUAAGGACCAAAAAAGGAAGAAGACAUGUAGAAAGCCGAGCGAGAAGGGCAAUUGGAAAGUAUUUAUCUGCUCGUGAUGGAGAUCAGCGCAGUGCGAAGGGCAGUCGGGUCGCAUAACCUCUGCGAUUGUCCGGCUAUACGUGGGAUGGCCUCGGGUAGUGGAAAGCUUAAGUCAGAAGCUUAUUAAAGCAUCCUCAAAUAGUAACGGCAUGCUGCAGACAAACCAGCACGCUUGCUAAGCAAAUGUAGGGGAAAUACGGCGCUUCUACAGCAGCAGGCGACAAACCAGGCCCGCUAAAGGCCGCUGUAACGGUACCUCUACCUCGCUACUGGACGCUGCCGUGCGCGUGUCAGCAAUCCCCCCCAAGGGGAUGCCCCUCCCCUACCCCUCCUCCGCUCGCCGCCCAAAAAAAAAUUACCACCACCACCGUCCAUCCUUUCUCAAUUUUGCCCGUCCUCCUCCUUUCCCUUUUAUUAGUCCAGCUCCGCUCGCCCCUACAUCCGCCUUUUGUCUUUUGCUUCUUCUCUCCUCCUACUCUUCUCGACAUCACCAUAUUUUUCUUUCCCCUAGCACUGCUUUCCCCCGCCCACCCAUAACUUCGCCCAGCCUUGGCUGCGAAUUGCCUUCGCGAUCCACCCCUCCUUUGGCCGGAAACGAACGACAGCUACCGAUCGCCCAGACCACAAAAGCCACCAGCCUCAUCGCUAAUCCUCUGCUGCUGGCACCUGUUUUCUUGCUGUUGCUUUUAAAUACCGCCCAUCCCCUAGGGGUUAUCUAAUCACCACACAGUCUUUUGUGCUUGCAUCCGUCUACCCCGCCGCUGUUUUGCUCAAGCUGCUGCUGAUUGCUUCAGUCGCCGGUUGCUCAAGCUAGUAGAACUCACACUUCUCUUGCAGCCAAACGCACUCCAACUGCAAUCAUGCCGUCCUCAUCAACUCCGGGCGCUGCGACGCCAAACACCAUUGCCUCGGCAUUUGGUAUGCCUCGCAGCAACUCCCCGGCUGGCUCGAACCGCUUCCCUCGCCGAAUCAGCCCAAAUCAAACCUCAAACACAACUCCAGCGUCCUCUAUCGACUUUGACCGCCUUAGUCUCGAGCAGCGAGAGCAGCUGCGCCUGCAAGGUGGCUCAAUGUCGUCAUCCCAGGUCAACACCCCUGCUUCCCCCAUUCAUACCGAAGCUACGCGCAGGAUCCUCGCUGGCCUCAACGAUGGCUUUGGUGGCAGUGGUAGCAACUCUCCCCGCGGCAGCAUGGACAGUGUCCGCAGCACUUCAAGUGCUGACUGGCCAGUCCACCCUAAUGAGCUCACUACCAUAGGUCAGCUUGAUACGCUGCCCAUUGGCACCUCUGUCAACUUCCGAGCCCGCAUCUACACACAACGCCAGCUUUCCAAGGCACUUGACUUCCUCCUGCUGCGCGACCAGACUCAUUCUGUUCAAGGUGUCAUCGCUCGUCACGACACAGACCUGAUUAGCUGGGUGCAAAAGCUGCCCCCAGAGUCGCUUGUCCAAGUUGCAGGUACACUCAAGCAACCGCCUGAGCCAAUUCGUUCCGCAACCCAGUCCAGCAUUGAAAUCGAUAUCGAGGCCAUCCAUCUCGUCAACCUUGCCCAACACACUCCCUGGAACAACUACAAGCCUCCAGAGACUCUGCGUAACCGCAUGUCCUCCCGUAUUCUCGACCUCCGCCAUCCUUCCAACCAUGCUCUCUUCAGGAUCCGCUCUCUUGUUAUGCGCAAGUUCCGAGAAACACUUGAAGAGCAAGGCUUCCUUGAAAUCAAUACCCCCAAGCUCCAGCCUGCAGCGACAGAGAGUGGUGCCGCCGUCUUCAAGGUCAACUACUUUGGCCGCAACGCCUUCCUUGCCCAGAGCCCACAGCUCGCCAAGCAAAUGUCCGUCUCGGCCGAUUUUGGCCGUGUCUUUGAGAUUGGUCCUGUGUUCCGUGCAGAAAACUCCAACACGCAUCGUCAUCUCACAGAAUACACGGGUCUAGAUAUUGAAAUGGCUAUCGAGAACGACUACCACGAGGUCAUUGCUGUUCUGGACGACUUCCUCAAGUCGGUCUUCAAAGCCGUCUAUGCCAUGCCCGAAAUUGAACAGGUCAAAAAGAGAUGGCCCAGCAAGGAGUUUAAGUGGCUGGACGAGACCCUGAUUCUAGACUUCACUGAAGGUAUUCAGAUGCUCCGCGACGACGGCAGAGAUGUUCCCAUGGAGGAUCUCUCCACGCCAGACGAGAUGCGUCUUGGUGAGCUUGUCCUCGAAAAAUACGGCACCGAUUACUACGUCCUCGACCGGUUCCCCACAAGCGCCCGCCCGUUCUACACGUACAAAGAUCCCGAGGAUCCCAACUUUACACGAUCUUUCGAUAUAUUCAUCCGUGGCCAAGAGAUUUGCUCUGGCGGUCAGCGUAUUCAUAAUGCCCAGGAGUUGCGUGACAAUCUCGCAGCUGCAGGCAUCGCUGAGGAGGGUAUGGAGGACUAUUUGACGGCCUUUGACCUCGGUGCUCCUCCCCACGCCGGCGCUGGUCUCGGCUUGGAGCGCAUCGUAGCUUGGAUGCUAGAAAUUGGCGAUGUCCGCUACGCGUCUCUCUUCCAUCGUGACCCCAAGUCGCUUCCUGAGCGCAAGCCUGGGCUGCCACACCCCGAAGCCGACACCACGAAGCACCUUGCAACACCGCCCCAGAUUGAAAAGCUCAUUGCCAACUAUGGUGAUGCCUCCAACACGUCAUGGCUCGACGAACGCUUCUUGAUCUGGCGCCACGAAACUGGUGCUGCCAUUGGCUACGUCAAGCACGGCAAAUUCGCCAUGGUUACUGGUGAUCCUCUGUGUGAUUCUUCUCAAUACAAGGACGUCUGCCAAUCAUUCGUCAAGUUUGUCACACAAGAUCUCAAGCUGGUCCCCAUGUGGAUGCUUGUCUCCUUCGACGUCCAAAAGAUCCUAGGCCGCGAUCUCGGCUGGCGAACACUGUCUUGUACCGAGGAGCAGCGCAUCAAUGCCGACAAGCAUGUCACCAGCACUGAUCCCGCCAAGGCCCGUCGUGUAGAGCGUGAAGGUGUCAAGAUCCACGAGGUCAAGGUCGACGCCGACUUCAUCAGCCGAGUCGAUCCCGAGAUUCAAGCCUGGAAGGACAACAGAAAGGGCAAGCAAGUCCACUUGACUGAAGUGCGACCCUGGGUUGACCAGGCUCAUCGCCGCUACUUUGUUGCCGAGAAGGACGGAAAGGUACAGUGCCUCGUCGUCCUCGCCAAGCUGUCUCCCAAGCACGGCUGGCAGGUCAAGUGGGCACUCGACUUCCCCGGAGCCGUCAAUGGUGCUAUCGAGGUCCUCAUUGAGCACGUCUUUAGCGCCAUCACCGGUCAGGUCACCUUUGGUGUUGGUGCCUCGCAAAAGUUCAAGCCUGGUGAGCACCUCAACGGUAUCCGCGCCAAGUUCCUCGCCACAACCUACAACACCAUCGUCAACCGCCUCGGCCUUCUGCGCAAGACUGGCUUCCGUAACAAGUUUGGCGCUCUUGGCGAAGAUGUUUACAUUUGCUACCCCAGGCACGGUGUCGGACUGAGAGACUUGCAGCAGGUUGUCAAGUUCUUCCAGGAUUAAGUUUAUGCAUACCCUGAUGAUGAGGUUUUUGGAUUAAAGAUAGAGUAGGGUUGGAUUGUUGUUUCUUGUUUUCCUUUCCUGCGCGCAUCAAUACCAUAGGAGUGCGAUAGACGUAUACGGCGUUAUAUUGAAUAUAAGUAAUUUGAAUUCUUCAUCCAUAUGUACUUCUGUGCCUUGACCUCUAGUCAGGUCAAGCAUCUAAAGUGUUAGACCAGUGGCAGAGAACAACCAAUAGUCUGGGAAUCCACGACUCCGUUAUCUCUGUAUCUACUAAGCUUUAUACACAAAAUCACUCGCAAGUAAUGCAAUACAGGGUUUCAUAACUGGUAAAUAGUAUAUUCAAAAAAGAAAACAUAUGAAACUAGACGUCAUUAACCUUUUAUCCCAACCCAAAAGCCCAUUAUGUGGUAUAUAAAUGCAAUUUCAUGUAAAAUGAUAAAAUCCGACAAGUUAGUCAAAAACGUCGGUCAAGUAGCGCUCGUUGCGGUACUUCUCGAACCAAGCACGGGCUUCCUCGUCAGUGACGAUGUGAGCGAGCUUCUUGGUUCCGCUCUCCUUGAUCAUGGCGAUGCAGGCAUCCUCAAUGCCCUUACCGACAUCACGGCUGCCGCAGACGUAGAUCUUGGCACCCAUAUCCCACAGCUUGUAGAUGUCCUCGCGGUCGUGGUACAUGCGGUCCUGGACGUACUUGCAGCCCUCGGACUUCUCAGUAUCGCGAGAGUAAGCGCGGCGGACCUCGACGGCGCCGAGCUGCUCCCAGCGAGCAAACUCUUCGGCGUAGAGAUCGUCGGCAUCAGGCGAGCGGCAACCGAAGAAGAGAAUAGCAGGGGCAACCUUGCGGCCAGCGGCAAUCAUGGCAGCACGCUCCUGGACGAAGCCACGGAAGGGGGCGAGACCAGAGCCGGCGGCGACACCAAUCAGAGGAACGUUCUCAGCAUCAGUGGGCAGGUGGAACUUGACAGAGGGGCGAACGGAAACGUGCAGCUUGUCGCCGACGUGAAGCAGAGAGAGGAAGUUGGUGGUGACACCAACGUGGUCGCCCUGGCCAGAGAGGGCAGGCUGGUUGAGAACCGAGUAGGUCAGAGUGAGCUUGGUAGGAUCGGCGAGAGGCGAGGAGGAGAUGGAAUACUGGCGGACGCGCAUGGGAGGCAGCAUGGCGAGGUAGGCACCGAAGGGCAGGUUAACGGUAGGGAAGCGCUCGAGGAGAUCAAGAACGGAGAGACGCUUAGCAGUGACCUGCUCCUGGUGGUCAUCUCCAGCAAGCUUCUCGAGAGCAGCAAUGGUGUCCUUGUCCUCGGUGGCACUGAUCAAUUCGGCGAUGUUCUAGAAGAUUAUUAGCAACAGAGUACAGUGACUGUGGGUAACGGCAGGCUGUGGACUUACACGUCUGGUAGCGGGCUGGCUCAGCUCAACGUAAGCAGUAAGAAUGUCGUUGGCAGAGACAGCGGUGCCAGUAGGGAGAGCAGUCGGGCGAUCAGCGGUGAUCUUGAUGUAGGAAUCCCAGCAGAGCUGGAAGCGACGGAAGACACGAGAGACAAUGGCCUUGGGGUUGAAGGGGAGAACAGCGAGAUAGUCUCCAGCCUUGUAGGUCAUGCCAGUGGGAAGCUGGAUCUCAAUGUGGUUCUUGGUGGCACCAGAGGUAGAAAGGGUUCUGGUGUCAAGAACAACAGCCUCUUCAACAUCCUGGCGGAGGGUGCUCUGGCGGGGAGUGGUGACCUCGACGGUGAAGGGAGCAGCACCGGCGGCGUCGGUGUCAUCGGAGCCACCGAACUUGGUCUUGACAGCGGGCCAGAAAGACUCAUCCUCCCAGGUCUCAAAGUCUCCAAACAUGUCGCUAUCAGCAGCAUCAGUGGUGGCAAGCUCAGUGAGUCUCUCACCACCAAGCUCAGCCAGCUUAGCAUCGACAAGCUUGGGAAUGCGGUGGAAAGUCUGGGCCCAGUCGUGGUGACCGCAGCCAAAGACGGAGUAUGAAACACCCUCCAUCUCCUUGCCCUUGAGGCUCUCAAUCCAGUCGACAAAGUGAGCGGCGUUGGAAGGAGCCUGGCCUUCGUAGGAUGCAGUGACAAUGACGACGGGGCGGUCCUUGGGGAGUUCCUGGUUGGCAGAAUCCAGAGGGCCGAGGAUGCUGGCAUCGAAGCCGUGCUGAGGAGCAUCAGCAGCAACGCGCUGAGCCAGAGCCUCACAAGUACCACUGUUGGAUCCGUAGUAAACGGCCAUGGGCUUGCGGUUUGCGGCGGGGACGGCGGCAGCAGCGUUCUUCGCCUUGUCAGUCUCGUCCUUGUUGACACCCUUGCCGGCGAGUCUCUGCUCAAGCUCAGUAGCAGUCAUGUUGUGGCGGAGUGUGGCCCGCAUGUUGAACUCCUUGGGCUUGACGGUGAGAGUCUCCUGGGUCUUCAAGACGUAGUUGGGGUCAUCGAAAGUGAAGUUGAAGUUCUGGAUCAUCAUGGCCAUGGCGAGAACAGCCUCUUGCCAGGCAAAGGGGCGACCAAUACAGGCACGCUGUCCGUUGCCAAACGGCUUCCAACAGUUGGGGAAUUCCUUUUGCAGUCUAGCAAAGUUCUCGUCAAGCAUGCGGUCGGGGUUGAAAACUUCGGCAUCUUCACCGUAGACAGUGUGGUCCAGGUGAGAGCGAGUGAGCAGCAGGAUGAUUGGCUCGCCCUUGGGCACGAAGUACUUGCCACCAACGAGGGUGUCCUCAUAGGGCUCAACACCAAUAGCAGCAAUGGAAGAGCUGAGGCGGAGAGUCUCGCGGAGAAUAGCAGCAAUGUAGGGAAGCUUGGUCAUGUGUUCAAUGGUAAUCUUCUCGCGGCCAAUGACCUCAUCAACUUCUUGCUGGACCUUGCGGUAAGCGGCAGGGUUCUUAAGCAAGUGGUAGAAAGCAAACGAAAGCAUGCCAGAGGUUGUUUCGUGACCAGCAAUCAGGAAAGUAAUGAGCUGAUCAGUGAUGUUGGCAUCACUGAGCUUCUGGCCAUCUUGAGGGUCGACACCAGCCAACAUGGCAUUGAGGAGAUCCUUGCGAUCAGAGGGGUUCUCCUUGCGGUUCUUAACAACAGUAUCGGCGACAUCGCGCAUGGUGUCGAUGUCCAUCUGGUACUUCUCGUCGGCCGCGCGGUAGAGGAAGCUGGGAGCAAAUGAGGGGCGCUUGUUGCGAACACCGCACUCAGUCAGGAAGUCACCCAUAGCCUGGACGAAGGGAUGAAGGUCUUCGUGGUAGAACGAGUUGAAACGGUAGUCCAUCGAGCAGAGAGCGAGGGUGUCGAGAGCGAGCUUGGUGAAGUCGUCACUGGCGGGAAUGGGGGUCGUGGGGCCGUGGCGAGCAAUCUUCAUGGCAAGCUGGC
Molecule: messenger RNA, 7754 nt
Organism: [Torrubiella] hemipterigena
Lineage: Eukaryota; Fungi; Ascomycota; Sordariomycetes; Hypocreales; Clavicipitaceae
Source: the annotation of a GenBank genome assembly